Messenger RNA from Porites lobata, 6839 nucleotides. NCBI's taxonomy places the organism in Eukaryota, Metazoa, Cnidaria, Anthozoa, Scleractinia, Poritidae. The record is from the annotation of a GenBank genome assembly.
AUGGCGUCUAUAGCAGCACUUCAACGUGACUUGGAAAUAGCGAGGGAAGGGCUAAAAUCCGUGGAUGAGAACAUCAAGAAACUAACUGGUAGAGAUCCUUCGGAGUUUAGGUAAUUAAAUGCAGCAGUUUUAUGCGGUUAUCCUUUUUAUCUCCUGAUGUUUACAUCAGGAAAUGCCCUUGUUAAACUGAUAUCUUGAUCGGGAAUGAUCGCUCUGCAGAAUUUAAAUUAAACCAAAUCAUGUAGUUGUUCUGUAUUAGAGUGGCGAAUGCAUAUUUGCUUGUAUUUUAUUUUACUUUUUUCUAGAAGAAGCAGCUUCAUCUUUGACUAUUUCAGUGUUGUGAGAAAACUUGAAUGUUCUGUAAAGACCGCCGGUCUCGAGUUCCAUUGAAUGGUCCCAUUCAUAUUUAUCGAACCGUCAACCCGAUCGGUUGAUCAGAUAUUUGUUGCUUGUAAUGUCUUUAAUAUUCACGAAAUAUUUCACAUGACUGAGCUUAAUGAAUCCUAUUUCCAACUUAAGAAGGUAAGUCACAAUCUGUCAAAAGAGUACAUGUAGGCUAGAUUGUUGAAUUCUGCAUGACAGCAUUCUCCACAUCACAGAUCUUCCCACUUAACUUUGCGGACCUUUCCUUUACCAGAUUGGUUCCUCACAGGUGUUACAAAUGUCUUUUUCUGCAUAGUGAGAGGAAACUUGGUUCGCAGUGCCUUACUUAAUGAAAAAGUGAAAAAAACACUCGUAAACAAAGUUGAUCUAACAGUUACAGUAUUUUAAUAGACCAGCAGCAGGAAGGCGUGUGACAUUAAAGAGGGACUUCUCAGAGAGGAACAUGGGACAAGGACCAGCGGCAAAAAGACGUGAUUCAACUGGUGCACAAGGCAGGUUAGUGCCAUUGUCAGUUGCUCUCAGUGCUUUGCUCUGGGUCCCUUUGCUUUAGGCUACUAACUUCUGGCAUUUAACGACAAGGAAGACUUUCUUGUUGCUCAAAACACUUACUGUUGAGCACACUCAAUUUUCUAGUUAUGAGGCCAGUGCCAUAUUUUCUAGUCAAUAAGUCACCCUUAAAAGUCUUUAAAAUCGGUGCAAAAAAACAACCUCAAGAAAAAUAAACAACGGCCAAAAGAUGGGGAGUAAAAAAAUGCCUGAUGUUCCAUGAACUAGUUGAGAAGUUUGACAAGCAAACUGACAAUACUGUUGAGUUUUGACACAGCAGAGAUUGGUUUCAGUUUGUGGCAAUUUCUUUUGUCUUCCUUGUCCUGAAAACAAUCAUAGUUAAGAAGAUGGCAGUUUGGAGCUCUUACUGAUGUUUUCAUGUUUUUCCAUAGACUCUGGAGCCGCGUGGUGACUACAAGAACAUCACAAGACAAGACACGCCCUUCCUCGCGACUGGAUAGUGAAGGUGAAGAAGAGGAGGAGGACACAGACAAGGUACGAAAUAAAAUAAUAUUUAGAAGACUUCUAAACUCAUUGAAUUCAUCUAACAUAGAAUCUUAAGCAGCUUUUGAUCAUUGUCUAGAUUCUCCUUUUAAUUUGCCUCAUUCUUUCCUCAUGCACCGUCACUUAUUAAAAAUGUUUAUACAACACAUAUAAAGUGUUUGAAUAAUAAUAAUAUUAAUGAUACUGAUAAAACACUUCUAUAGCGCUCUCCACAUCCACUAGUUGUUUCGUGGCGUUUUACAACAAAAUUAAAAAUAAUAAUUUAUAUGGGUAAAUACAUAAAAAUAGAAAUGAGAAGAUAUAAAACAUUAAGCUCUAAUGAUAAAUUAAACCUAAUGAUAAACUAAACCAUCAUUAAUAAAUUUGAUUGCAAAAGAAGUUCUAAAGAAUUUGAAUGAAGUGUCUUGGAAUGAUUCUGGUACUGAAGUAAUUCAACCAAAUACCAAGGGCCAAGAAGUGGACUUAUAUGAUCAAACUUCUGAGCACCAGUUUCAAAACGAGCUGCCACGUUCUGUAGCAGUUGAAGUUUUCUCGGAUGAUAUUUGGGUAAUCCAUAAGAAAGAGAGUUAUAGUAAUCCAAUUUAGAAGUUUUUACAAAAUUAUGUACAACUGUGGCAGAUGUUUCUUUGUUAAGAUACUGUCUGAUCUUGAAAAGACUGCAGUCUAUUGUGUUCUUGUAAUAGAAAGUUAGAAAAGAAAGUGAAUGUCAAGAAUGAACAACUUUGAUCUAAACGACUUCUCCCACAUGUACAUGGUAUCUGUCCACAUGUAACAUGUUUUGUUUUGUUUUUCCUUAGCCUGCUAUCCAGUCCUCAGUUGUUGCUACACCUACGCCAUCUCGCCUCAAACGAGACAUCAUCACCAAAACUGACGAUAAAACAAAAUCAAGGUGUGCUGAUCAUUAUUUUUUUCCUUUUGAGAAUACAGUCAAACCUGCUAUGAGUGGACACCACUAGGACCAGAAAAAGUGUCUGUAGUUUGACUGUGUAUAAGCUACCGUAAAAUUCCGAAAAUAAGCCCCAGGGCUUAUAUUUUUCAAAGGCACUUUUUGAGGGGCUUAUGUACGGAGGGAAAUUCGCGUUUCAAAAUCGAUUGGGCUAGCUUGUAGUGGGAAGGAAAUUUACCAUUUUUGCUUUGUUUUACUUUGUAUUUGAGGGCAAAUUCCAAGUACAAGCCCCCGGGGGGCUUAUAUUCGGAGGGGCGAUUUAACGGAGGGUUUUUGUGUUACAAUUUUGGGGGACUUAUAUUUGGAGGGGCUUAUACAUGGAGGGGCUUAUUUUCGGAAUUUUAUGGUAUCUUUGCGUCAUUUCAAUAGUAAACUUUAUGGUUCAGAUAGUGUAACCAAGUGAAACCUCUGUAGCAUCAUUUUCACACGAUGAUAAAUAAUUAAUUUUUCUAAUUUCAGUGUAUACGAGAUUGUUGCCUGGUUGGUUGCUCUUGCGAUUAAAAGAGACUCUUGGAAUUCAUUUAGUUAUGCUUUAUGGAAAUUGUCAUUGAAACCUUCACAUCUUUGGGCAAAAAUUGUUCAUUAAUUUUUUAUCUUUGGUGGAACACCAGUUGAUUACAGCUGGUUAUUUUCAUUGGAUGAUUGUUUUUCAGGGUGAAUUUUAUAAAGAUAUUGUCUGUUUGUUUGUUUUGGAUGUUCAGGUGUCUCCAUCAUAAAAACACUGUUUGUAACAUUGUGUUGUUAUUUUUCAGAAAUAAGAGAAUGUUUGGCAUGUUGCUGGGCACACUACAGAAGUUUAAAGAUGACAGCUCUCAAAAGACAGAAAAGGUUUGUACUUACAAACUGUAUUUUAAUGGUAUUUUUCUUUUUUGCCCUUUAUGGACAGUGCUUGCCUCUUUGCAUUGUAUGCAUGAAGCUCACUCAGCCCUUAAAUUUGUAAGAUCAACCUGAAAAUUCUUCACAUUGUCUGAAAAACAUUUGUCGUGUUAUUGGUGUUAUUGGUGAGGAGAACUUGGUUAUAAAUCAAUACAUUGUAUCUUUGUAUUUCUGUACCUAUAAUUCUCUUCAUGUUCCAGUCAAAUCUUAAGGAUAAUUUUCUCAUAAAUUGAUCACAUCUAUUACUCUUAAAAACAAUGUCUCUUGAUGAUCAGGACAUACGAAGAGAAGAAAUCAACAAAAAGCUUGAAGAGGCAGAACAGAAAGAAAAAGAGGAGUUGUCCACUCAAAGAAAAGAACUGUUUACAGAAAGGAGAGCAAAGCAGGCAGAGCUGAGACUUUUACAAAGAAAAGUUGAUAUGGCUGAGCUGGUAAUGAAGAUGAUUUUCUUUAUGAAAGUAGUAAUAGAGUAACAGCAUAAAGUAUAUGGUGAUAAUAACUCAUUAUUAAUUCUUCAUGCCACAGUUCUAAUACUAAUAAUACAUGACUUUCAUAUAUUCAUGAUUUCAAAAGUUGUCAAGAGAUCACCCCAGAUGUGAAUACAACUUUUGCAGUUUUAAAAAGAAAGUUGGCAAAAAUUGAGGCUUUUAUGGGAUUCAGAACCCUUGAUCUCUGCAAUACUGGUGCAGGACUCUAACCAAUCGAGCCAACAAGCCAACUGGGACCUGGUCAUUAAUUUUAGUCCAUUUAAGCCUGUGAAGGGUGAAGAUGAAAUAAUAAUUAUUAUAUGCUGUAUUGAAUAUGUUAAUCAAUGUUACUGAAUGAGGAUUUUGCCUUGGGGAGUCCCAGGGCCCCCUCUUCUGAGAAAUAGAGGCCCUGUAAGAACAUUAGGGGGACAAAGUUAUGUUAAUCAAAUUGUCUGUUGAAUGAAGUACCUACCUGAUCCAAUAUGGCGGAAGAGGUGUUUACGAUUUGGAGGAAUAUACACGUGCGUGGGACCAAUGAAAGUAAAGGCAACAAAAUUAAAGACUUUGACUCAUUUGAUAUCAUGUUUUUUAUUUAUUCAAACAAACAGAAUGCUUUAGUGUUAGGUUGACCAUUAAAACUACUUAAGUCCGUUUGACUCGUAGCUUACCCCUGCGCCCUAACGGGCACAUCGUCUUGGUUUUAAUGUGCCAUUUCAGUUUUUCUUGCGGGAAUCCCACAAGGCCACGGCCUGGUGAGAACACUGCAAAUACAAAAUGUACCGUGUGGUGUAUAUUAGGGCUUUAGAUAGAGAUAGAUGCUAUUAUUCAUAAAUACAGAAAUGUGGAAAGGCUUGUGUCCAGAAAUUUAAGCCCCACUGUAGAAGACCAUCAAAAAUUAUGAGGAUUUAUUUACCUUUUUUGUCAUAGAUUUGCAUUUUGAACCCUUGUCUCUUCAUGCACCUUUGAGUUGUUUGUUUAUUAUCUCUCUUUUCCCAGCUUCAAAACUUUGUGAUGGCAAAUAAAUUUAAGGGAUAACAUUGCAAUAGUGACUCCAUCUGAAGGAGAAAGUAUCACUGUCAGUCAUGCUGGUUUUGAACUUUAGCAGGGACCCUGGACCCUACUUUUGAAACAUUUACCUUAAGGGAAGGAAUUGGAGAACUUAAGCUACGUCCACAUGGUGCUGAACCAAUUUUCAGCUGGUUGAAAAUUUGUUUUUUUAGUUGCUCUGUUCACGCGGAACCACCUUAGCUGUUCAAAAAUUCAAAGUUCUAUGUGAACAGUGCAAAAAAGUGUGUGGUCAAAUUUUUCUGCCAGUUGAAAAGUAUUUUUCAUUGCCAUGUGAACAUAGCCUUAGAUCAUUAUUAUGUCUUAUGAAUAUCUCUUAUUUUGUCCAUUUUCUAGCAAGAAGAGUGGGAUAAGCAUGGUGAAAAACUGAGUCACUUCAUAAUGACAAAAGCCAAUCCACCCAUCUUCUACAUGCCAGCCAAACAUAAUGACAAGACACAGAAAUUAUUGGAGGAAUCCACAAGAUCUGUGAAAAGUAACUGAAUAAUAAUUGGCUAAAAAUUUAUUAUUGUAAUGUAAAUAACUAUUAUAACAAAAGAAAAGUGCAAACUUAAAUUAGUAAAUUACUUAUGUACUAUUUGCCUGUGGGUGAAUGUUGAUGAAAGCUAGGGCAUGCUCAAAGCAAUUUUGGCUGUUUCAGGUGAACUGCAACAUUGUUCUCUGGGUAUUCUUUCAUUUUGUUACUCUGAAAUUGCAGUUGUGCACCUUGUGACAAAUCUCGCUACUGAGGACACUAUUAAUUUAUAACAAGAAUAUUUUUAUUUUCUAGGAGCAAUGGCCAAACGCAGAGCUGAAAUUGAAGAGGAGCAAGAGCAAGAAGAAGAAAGAAUGAGGAACGCCAGGUUGUCUGUUGCUAACGAGGGUGAGAGUGUGAGUAAAGGGAGGGUAGAUAGUGUUGAAGGUGAUGCAGACGGUGACGUGGAGAUGGUAGAAGAAGAAAGCCAUGGAGAGGUAAGAGAGAAAAGGAGGAAGAGAAGUGAGAGCAAAGAUGCAGAGAAUGGAGUUAGAGAGGAGAGGGGUGUUAGAGAAGAACGAGAGGGAGAAAGGAUAGAAAACAUGGAAGAGGAAGAGGGUGAGAUAGAUUAGGUACCAGGAACACAGAAGUAGGGUCUCAAGUUACCUUCCAGGGUUAUUUCAGUGCUUACUGAUGAGUAAUCUCACCCAACCCUCCCCUCCUCAGUUAGCACAUCCCUACCCUAAUGCCUCCCAAACACACCCUACUCCACAUAUCUUAUCCAGACGUGUAGGUCUGAGAGCACUUUGAUUGGUUGCGUCUGUAAAAGCUCAAGAGACUUAAAUGAUUCUGAUCAUUUAAGUGCCCUAAUAUUGAAAUAAAUUUGUUCAAUUUGAUGGACUUCGAACGUUUUCGCAAACUGAUGCAAUUUGUAUCUGUGUAACAUGUCCCUUAGCCAAAGUAAGUUAGUUUAUAUUACACAUUUUUCUGUUCCUUGACUGGCUUAUCUAAGUGGUAGGGUGAUGAAAAGUUAGGCUUUUUGUGCUCUUGUUUUAGCGGGUUGAGUUCUUAUUAGUUUGUUCAUGAGAGUGACGAGUGUAACUAGGCAGAUGAGACUGACUUUCUUACCAAGCAACUAAGUGAUACUGUGGCCAGUUAACUAUUUGACUGACUGGCUGACCAACAAACUAGCUCUCUAACAGAUUAAUAAUAAUUAUUAAUCUGUUAGAGAGCUAGUUCAUGACUGACUGACAGACAGACAACUGGCUCGCUGACUGUCUGACUAGCUACAUGUAGCUGACUGACUGACUGGCUAGCUAGCCAACUGACUGACCAACUAAAACCUGUUGUGUACAGAAGGAAUGCACUUUAAUAGUAAACAAACAUCGGAAGGGAAGUCUAUCUUCUGUUUCCAAAGUUGCAUUGUGUUGAUUUUCCUUUGUGAGUUGAGGAAGACAAAUUAUUUUAAUAUGAGGAAAAGACUUUUAAGUUUUUCUCUUUCAUCCUUAUCUGAAAACAUUUCUUUCAGUAACUGUUGUAACCUCUUAAUAACAAUAAAUUUGUGGAAAACAAAUAAAGAGAGAAUCCACCAUCCAUG